Bombus huntii is the source of this 501-nucleotide messenger RNA. RefSeq names its product dynein light chain Tctex-type protein 2B-like. Gene Ontology annotation, biological process: microtubule-based movement. The transcript has 3 exons. The coding region runs from base 1 to 501 and encodes 166 amino acids. Gene Ontology annotation, molecular function: dynein intermediate chain binding. NCBI's taxonomy places the organism in Eukaryota, Metazoa, Arthropoda, Insecta, Hymenoptera, Apidae. Gene Ontology annotation, cellular component: cytoplasmic dynein complex; cytoplasm. The record is from RefSeq and is a predicted model, not a curated record.
AUGGCGGACAAUAUUGAAAGUAAAGCUACGGUCGCAUCGGAAGAGAUAGAAGCGGAAGAAUGCCAAGAAGAUGUUCCAGAGGAAGGAAAGAUUAUUCGGAAAGACGAAAAAUCGAGGCUAAAUGUGGAGGUGCUCGAUGACGCGGAAACUGUGACGUUAGAACAACCAGUUUAUCAAAUACGUCCGCAGUUACACGAGAAGUUUAAACCGUUAAACGCUAAAGAAGUUAUACAUAAUGUGCUAUUUGAUCAGCUUUCUGCGAAAACUUACGAUGCUCAGGAAGCAGCUCAGUGGACUAAAGAUAUAGCGGAUUUAAUUAGAGAGAAAGUUAAAGAGUUAAAGUUCAAACGUUACAAAUAUAUUGUAAAUGUCGUUUUGGGCGAGCAGCAUGGUGCUGGGGUGAAAAUGGGUACAAGAUGUAUUUGGGAUGCAGAAGCAGAUACGUACGCGUAUGAUAGUUUCUUGAAUGUAAGAGUCGCACAGUUAAUUUUAGUAUCUUAA